AUGAGAGCUGCCCAAUGUCCAGCAUUCUGGCUUCCAAAGAAUACAGGAAAGAGAUUGACAGGGUGGCUUGUACGCGCCAGAGUAAUGGCACUUUUGAACAAGGAGAGCAAGUACUGGCGUCUUCUCCAGAACUCAUUUUUCUCUAUAUGUGCCUUUGCCUCAUCAAGAUGGAAUGUCAUAGCUGAUAUCCCAAUUGUCGCUUCUCUGGUCAAUGAUUCCUCUGGUCGGCACUGA
Molecule: messenger RNA, 234 nt
Organism: Cylindrotheca closterium
Lineage: Eukaryota; Bacillariophyta; Bacillariophyceae; Bacillariales; Bacillariaceae
Source: the annotation of a GenBank genome assembly